UGUUCCACAAACUCUCGUUGUGCAAAAGAACAGAAGACUGCACACACAUGUGGGAGGAAAAGCCUUGCUAGAUUAAAAAAAGAGAUGGAAACCAGAACUAAACGAAAGGUUCAUAGGAUAGAACUAUGGGAGGCAGCUCAUAAAAAGAAGAAUGGUAGAUACACAACAGAAAAGGCAGAGACACUGAUGGCUGCAUCUUAUGAGGAAUUUAAAAAAAGGAGAGGGAACAAUGAUGGUAAUCGUCUUUCAUCUAAAGAUUACAAUGAAGUGUUCAAUGAUAUUGUUGCCAAGGAUUUCAAAGCACGUGGGUACUAUGAUGAUAAGUACUGGAGUCAAGUACAAGCUUUUCAAGGUUUACCGUUUGUUAAUCAAACGGAGGAAGAAAGAAUGUACCAAGAGAAAGUAAAUGAAAUUGACAAUAAAAUGGAAUCCGUGAGUGGUCUCAUGAAGCAUUGGCUUACUUUUAUGUCAAAAAAGUAUCCAGAAGAUUUAACCCCAGAAAUGAGAGAAGCUUUACAAAAUGUAGUAAGCUUGCAUUCAACAAUGGCCCCCUCCCUCUCUAGAAUAAGAGCAUAUUUUUAA
Molecule: messenger RNA, 582 nt
Organism: Zea mays
Lineage: Eukaryota; Viridiplantae; Streptophyta; Magnoliopsida; Poales; Poaceae
Exons: 3
Coding region: 85-582 (165 amino acids)
Source: RefSeq, a predicted model, not a curated record